This is a messenger RNA of Notodromas monacha, 3243 nucleotides long. The record is from the annotation of a GenBank genome assembly. NCBI's taxonomy places the organism in Eukaryota, Metazoa, Arthropoda, Ostracoda, Podocopida, Cyprididae.
AUGAUAAUAACCCUACUGCACUUUCAUGCACCGUACAUUCAAUCCUCGAUUUGUAGACCAGAAAUCUCCACGGCACCGAAGAAUGAUCACGAAGCUGCGGUGAACCGUAAGAAAGCGUGUGACUUGCUGCAAGAUGCGGAUUAUCAGGCUGCUCUGAAGUAUUUCAACAAAAGCAUCAUGCUGGCGAACCCGGACAGCGAAACACUGACAUUGGCCUACCUGGACAGGUCAGCGGUUUUCCACCGCGCAGGGAAGUUGAAGAAGGCGAACCAGGAUAUUCAGCGGGCCAUGCAGCUGUCGAAGUCCCCGGAAGUGACGCAGCUGCUGCAGAGUCUUCAGGCCCGAUUCCAGUUUCAGCAAGACAGCCCCGGGCAAGGGCGCAAGUGCGUGAGUCUCGUUGUCAACACUGCCCACCCAGAUAGGUGCGUGGUGGAGCCUAAGCCCGACUAUUGGGAGUCACUGGGACAAGGCCAGCGACAUCUGCAGUACGGACGGGAAAGUGGGGUGCAGGCUGCUUUGCCGGAUCCAUCCACUCCUGCCAACGCGGGUGGCAUGGAAGCCAAAUUGCAGUUGACCACCAGUCAGGGAAGAAACUCUUGGGAAGGAGAUGGCCCUGCCACAACGCCAGUUCUAGAGACCAUUUUCGACCACGGAUGCAACCCGAACCCAAAGCCAGAGUCCCUAGGCGAGCCAGCAGAGGCUGUGAGUUUUCCUUUGAGGGUCGACGGGCCAGAGAACCCAUUGCUGCCUGGCUGCUCUACGGCUGUGGAACCCUGUUUUGACCCUGCUCAUGGAUGGGGUCUGGUGGCAGCCCGGGAUAUCACACCCGGAGAAGUUCUCAUGACGGAGACACCGGCUGUGAAGAUCCUCUUGCGGGAUUUCUGGGACUCUCAUUGUACGUGGUGUUUGCAAGCAGCUGACGCAUGUGUUCCUUGUUACACGUGUACGAAGGUGACUUACUGCUCCGAGUCAUGCCGCGACUCGAGCUGGAACACGUUUCACCGCUACGAGUGUCCCAUGAUUGCCAACCUGAGCGAGAAAUCUUUGGAAGAUGGCUGUCUUUUGUGUGUCCGUCUGCUUACGAAUACGGGGCCCGAGGCAUUGCGGACCCUGCGGAACACUUUGGAACAGGUGAACAUGCCAACGUGGCGGUCGGCGGCGUUCACCCACACCCGCGGGUCGUCCGCCGACUGGCACCCUCACCCUCUCGUGUCCGUCUUCUGCCUGCCGUCCAAGGCCGAGUGCCGCGGGCCCGCAGUGCUCUACAAGGCCGCCAUCAACGCCGUCUACAUCGUCAAGUGUCUCCGGGCCAACGCGGACUUUUGGGCGGCACUGUCAAGCCGCAGGAGGAGCUGCAGCAGGAGUCGCGACAACGACGACGACGACGAUGUCGACGACAAUGCCAACAAUAACCCGCCGUCUGACGAUGAAGAGUUCCUCGCCCGACUCGCCUUCAGCCUGGUGCUCAUCUCGGCCUGCAACUCGUUCCCUGUCCACGAGGUCCGCUUUGGCGACGACAGCAAACCGCCUCGCAUCACGCGUGUCCGUCUUGGCACCAUUGGCGUCGGCAUUGCACCGGUGUGCAGCGUGUUGGCGCACUCGUGCGACCCGAACGCCGUGCGGUUGUUCGUGGACGACUCGCUGGUGGUGCGGGCGCUGCGGCGAGUGGCGGCCGGGGAGCCGGUCCAGCUGGCCUAUGGCAUGCACUAUUAUCAGCGGGACAAGGCGGCCAGGGUGCAGAGCCUGAGUAGCACGAGGCACGAGGACUGCGCGUGUCGGGCCUGUGUUGAAGAAUGGCCGACGUUGGAGGAGAUGGCGGGGAAACAGCUGCCGCCGCCGCGGGCGGGGUGUCCGGCGUGUGCUGACGGCGGUGCUGCUGGUAGUGGGCCGUGUUCUGCUACUGCUGAGGAUAUGAAGUGCGAGCGAUGCGGACAAGACGUGUCUGAGGCGCUGACGAGCCUGAAGGAGCUCCAAGACGCUGCUGCUUACCUCUCGCAAACCCUGGAGCCCGCAUCCGUUUCCUGCGCCAUCGACGUCUACCACAAGAUCGGACUCUGCUCAGAGGCCCUCUUCCGGAGUCCCAACAAGCACACGGCCUUUGCUUUGCAGCAGCUCAACAAGCUCUACCUCAUCCAGGCUGCACUCCAUGGGCAACAGGCUUGUCGAGAUGCUGGGACCAAAUCGUUUCAUGGCAGGGAGUGCGGCUUGCUGGAUGCCCUGGAGGUGGAUGUUCUGGAUCACAGAGUUCUUUUGGCCCUGAGAUGGUUCCUUUCACUGGCUGACAAGUCCUGUCCUGGAUUGGGGCAAAGGAAACGUGAUUUUGCAAGUGGCGAUGAUCAUGACACUAAAGGCGACCCUUCAAGGUGUCCCGUGUACCAUCAGAAAGACCUGCAUGAACUGUUGCCAAUAAUGCUGGACACGAAGGUCUCCCUCGCUAAAUGUGACAAAAAAGACGAGUUUUGGUUCCAGGCCAUGUCGGUGCUGUUCACUGCCAAACUGCUGACACGUGGCGAUUCUCCGUCAAGUGAAAACGACCAAGUGGCCAAAGCAGCAUCUACCCUGUGGCACAUUUUGCUGGCGUCACAACAGGCGACGCAUCCAUUGGUGUCGUAUGGCGCCGAACCUGGUGCUGGUGACCGCCUCGGCGUGAAGCUCGUUCGGGUCGGCGAAUGCAUUUCCUGGGUGCUUGGGGCGGCGUUCCAGUCAUGUGCGCCCAAUGCUGUGCAGGCCUUUGUUGCUGGCAAGAUCCUCGUCCGCGCUGUUGACGUCAUCUCAGCUGGCACUCUCAUCAAGGUAUCUUUUGGGGUACUUUCCCACAACCAUAACCUGGAAGAUAGAUCCCGUUUCCUACUGGAAAAAUUCAACUACGUCUGCCGCUGCCUCGCCUGCGUGGAAAACUGGCCGCGACUCACUGACUGGAACCGGCCAAGAAUUGUUGCGUGCCCGGGUUGUCAAUCACAGUUUGAGCUCCUCACAGAACCCGUCUGUGGAACCUGUGGUAGAACACUCUUGCCUGAGAUCGAAGCCAUUGUAGCCCUCAAGAAUUUGGCCGAGGAUCAGAUUGCUGGCAUGUCGAGGAAGCCGAGAACACGACCAGAAACUACUCGCUCUUUGCUACGCACAUUUCAAGAGUUGCAGUUGAGGAUGAAGCCAUUGUUUGUGAAACCCUGCAAGGACCUCUUGAUGGCCCAGUCGCACGUCAUGAGGGUUGUGAUGAUGGACACCAUUGCCAGGCGCCUGUGA